AUGCUGAAGAAGUUGGCUACGCAUGCCAUGUAUCACAUUUCUACCCUCUUGGACACUCACCCUCUUCGCUCCAUGAUGGGCGAGAGGCUCCUCAAGUGGGCUGAACCACAUGCCCACUCAGCCACCUUGAUGACCCCAGCUAUGCGAGGGAAAGUCAAGAGUACUGUUAUGGAGGUGGACAAGCCCAUCCACACCUUAACUGAGAGCUUCGAGCCCUUUGUGCCUGAAGCUCGCCCUGGUGAUCAGUUACUGGACCGCUAUGCAGACUGUCUCCAUUUUGACGAGUGCGAUCCUACCCAGGAUAGGCGCCUAUACCUCGACAAGCUCAUCGCAAAAGCGAGAGCAGACCCUUUAACAGUACUGGCUGCAACUGAUGGCUCUGUCCCUCAGUCCAACCAGUAUCAGGCGGCUUCGGCAGCCAUCAUCUACAAGGGACAUCGCAAGCUCGAAAGGACUCAUUAUGUCUCUGGCAGAGUGACCGCCCCAGAUGCGGAACUCAAUGCCAUUUCGUGCGUGGUGCACCUUGCUGUCAAGCAGGCAAACUGCCAGCAUAUUAUGGUCUUUACUGACUCUAUGGGAUCAGCCCACAGAGCGGUAGACCCUUCCGUUCAUUCUGGUCAGGCUUUUAGCCUGUCAGUCUGUCGCACUCUCCGAGAGUGGUUUGAGGUGGAUGAUCUCUGCUGCAUCACCUUCGUCUAUGUUCCAUCUGCUUUGCAGUGGGACAUUCAUGGUGAGGCACACAAGUACGUCACCGAACUCAAAGUCAGGGUUGGAUGUCGCAAGACAGACAAUUCUUUAGACGUGCUCCACUCUCGAGCUGCGCACUCAGUCCUGGAUUCAUGGAGUUCCACUUUCCAGGAUCCAACCUACCGCAGCUCUGAAUUCUUAGAGCUUCAAUGGCCUGACGGGCAGCCGCUACAGCCAUCGUACCUCAAUGGGGGACCUUGGCUUUCAACAUUUGGACACAGUAUUACUGAGUUCGCUCACAUUUGCUGGUGCAUAACUGGCCACGCGCCCAUUGGAGCGUAUUACCGUUGCUUCAAGAUUAAUGAGCCUCAUGGCUGCACUUGCAGGGCUGCUCUGCAGUCUUGCCAGCACAUCCUCUUUUGCUGCCACGAUAGAUACUCUGUACACUAUCCCCGUUUUCUCGGGGAUAUUGCAUCGUUUUUGAAGUACAACCCUACGGUGUUUGGCUUCAACCGGGACCCCUUGGGUGUCGGAUAG
Cyclocybe aegerita is the source of this 1224-nucleotide messenger RNA. Lineage: Eukaryota; Fungi; Basidiomycota; Agaricomycetes; Agaricales; Hemipholiotaceae. The record is from the annotation of a GenBank genome assembly.